Schizophyllum commune H4-8 is the source of this 1548-nucleotide messenger RNA. RefSeq lists its product as uncharacterized. Lineage: Eukaryota; Fungi; Basidiomycota; Agaricomycetes; Agaricales; Schizophyllaceae. The record is from RefSeq and is a predicted model, not a curated record. Bases 66 to 1193 code for a protein of 375 amino acids. The transcript has 2 exons.
UUCCUACCCUCAUCGACCAUCGGCUGUGGGGGAAUUCUCCUAGUCCUCGUCGUCAGUCAUACCAGAUGACAGACUCUCGACGGCUGCUGAUUCCCGAUGAACAUCCUGGAGCCUCGCAAAGAGACCUGAAGAAAACCUUGGACCCCCUACAAAAAGAGAGAAUUGCACUGGCUAACGAAGUACCAGUGGAGAUUCUGCAACAGAUCUUCGACUUGACCGUCGCGCCAACGUUCCUGCUUACUCCAGGCUUCGCCGUACGCGAGGAUGCGUGGCUGAUCUACAUGAGGACGAAACGUUCCCUGCCUCUGGUCUGUCGCUCCUGGUAUCCCGCUGCCAACGCGAUGCUGUAUCGCGACAUCGGUUUGCGGAGCGUCGGCCAGAUCGCUGCUCUCCUCGAAACUCUACAGGACACGCCAACGCUUGCCUCCUUGGUCAUGUCGCUGUCGUUUGCCUGUCAUGUCGCACAGCACCACGAGGAAGCGUACGCGCGCGAUGCGACUCUGCUUCUGCAACUGUGCCAUGUCAUGAGCAGCGUGUCUUUCGUCGCGUCGAACCCAACGACGUUUACGGCCCAACUGCUGCCAUUACUCAACCCCGAUUGCCCACCACUCACUGGCGUUACCAAACUCCACGUGAACGAAGGCUUCGAUAGUGAAGCCUUGUUCUCCGACCGCUACGACGAGAUAGUGGCUACAAGGAAUGCGGGCUGGUACAUACGCACGAAGCCGCUCCGCUCGACCCCCUUCAUAUCCGCGGCGAGUGACCAUCUGGUAGAACUCAGCUUGCCAUUCAACGACGUAGUUCGCGACAUCCCAGAGUUGACCUUCCCCUCGCUCAUCAGCUUCAGCUGCUCAGUCGCCCGUAGGGCGAACGCCAGCUUUGCGCAACUCACCCUGCGCUGGGAACUACCACUACUCCAACGAUUUACUAUAUCCAUCUUGGUUGUUGGGCCAUAUCUCUCUCGAACUAGACCCCGGUUUGCCUACGAGCCGCUCCUCGGACCUUUCGCGAGCCGCCAUGGCGCCCAGCUACGCUAUAUGCAUAUCCUAAAUCGUGCGGAAUACACCGACCAAAACCUAAGCCUCAUGGAGGAUAUCCAAUCUGCGCUAGAUUCCUGCCCACGCCUCGAGCAUCUUGUGCUUCCAUCCAGCAUAAAACCUACCCCCGCUCUCCGGCAUCCCACCGUACAAUGAGUGGACGUCUGGGAGCCCCAGAGAGUUUCAUAUUGGCUUAGCGACCCAGCGGAUUGGAACAGAUUCUCGCGGUACAUCGUCAGUCCUGCAGGGCAUUUCACUCGCGCAGUUUCCUGUCAGUGGCAGCAGGGUUUCCCCAGCUUUCAGAGAGGCCGUACCAUCGAUGUCGCUCUCUCGUUCUUGCGAGACUUGCCAUGGGUCCUUCGACCCGACGUUUGGGCAGGCGUGACCGUGGCAUUUGACUAUCCUGCCAUCGCCGUCAGACAUAGCAAGUUCCGCAUCAGGCGCGCAGACCUGGACCGGAGGUACAUCUCUCCCCGAGGCGACGAGACUGAGGAAAUCUCCUUGAUUAGCG